Molecule: messenger RNA, 1404 nt
Organism: Hordeum vulgare subsp. vulgare (domesticated barley)
Lineage: Eukaryota; Viridiplantae; Streptophyta; Magnoliopsida; Poales; Poaceae
Product: 3-ketoacyl-CoA synthase 19-like
Exons: 1
Coding region: 10-1404 (464 amino acids)
Biological process (GO): fatty acid biosynthetic process
Cellular component (GO): membrane
Molecular function (GO): acyltransferase activity, transferring groups other than amino-acyl groups
Source: RefSeq, a predicted model, not a curated record
GCGGAUCCGAUGGAGUCGCUUCUUAUUCUUACCGUAGUGCUUCUCCUUGUGCAUGCGGUGAGUUCCCUGGUGCGCACGGCUCUCGCCCGUCGGCGGCACUCGCGGUGCUACCUGCUUGACUACGUGUGCCAUAGGCCGUGUGACGACCGCAAGGUGAGCUCGGAUACCGUUGGCAGGGUAGUCACGCGUAACAAGCGCCUCGGUGUCCCAGAGUACCGGUUCCUCCUGCGCGUCAUUGUCGGGUCCGGCAUCGGGGAGGAGAGCUACUGCCCGCGCAACAUCCUGGAGUGUCGCGAGGAUUCGCCCACCCACCAGGACGCGCUGGACGAGAUGGACGCCUUAUUCGACGAAGCCAUCGCCGAGCUCUUCCUCAGGAGCGGCUUCGCUCCCCGCGAUGUCGACGUGCUGGUCGUCAAUGUCUCCUUGUUCGCACCCGCGCCGUCGCUCGCCUCUAGGAUCGUUCGCCGCUUCGGAAUGCGUGAGGACGUCGCCGAAUACAACCUCUCCGGCAUGGGAUGCAGCGCCAGCCUGAUCUCGCUGGACCUCGCGCGCAGAGCUCUGCGCACGCGGCCGGCGUCGCUAGCUCUCGUUGUCUCGUCGGAGUCCAUCGCUCCCAGUUGGUACUCCGGCAAGGACAAGUCCAUGAUGAUGGGCAACUGCCUCUUCCGCAGCGGGGGUUCCGCCGUGCUGCUCACCAACAACCCGUCGCUCCGCGGGCGCGCCAAGAUGGUGCUCCGCCAUCUCGUGCGCACAAACACCUGCGCCGACGACGAGGCGCACACGUGCGCGCUACAGCGGGAGGAUGAGGACGGGCACGUCGGGAUCAGCCUCAGCAAGGAUUUGCCCAAGGCCGCUGUCCGGGCAUUGACCCUCAACCUACGGCGCCUCGCCCGGCGUGUCCUCCCCGUGUCCGAGUUGCUGCGGUUCGCCGCCCAAUACGUAUCCAGCAAACUCCUAUCCCAGUCCCCUGUGCAAGCGAAGUCAGACGGACGACUUCGCAAGGUCAACUUUAAGACCGGCGUGGAGCACUACUGCCUCCACCCCGGCGGCGCCGCCGUCGUCAAGGCUGUAAAGGAGAGCCUCGGUCUGGACGCCGACGACGUGGAGCCUGCGCUGAUGACACUGUGUCGGUGGGGGAACACGUCCGCCAGCAGUCUCUGGUACGUGAUGUCGUACAUGGAGGCCAAGGGGAGGCUGAAGAAAGGGGACAGGGCGUUCAUGCUCACCUUUGGCUCCGGAUUUAAGUGCAACAGUUGCGUGUGGGAGGUGACCGGCGACAUGGCUGACAAGGGCGCGUGGGCAGACUGCAUCGACGAGUAUCCACCGCCACCGGAGGGCACCACUACCAACCCGUACAUGGACAAGUACAGUUGGGUUAACCAAGUCGACGCACUGGUGUUAUAG